This is a messenger RNA of Parnassius mnemosyne (clouded apollo), 1332 nucleotides long. Lineage: Eukaryota; Metazoa; Arthropoda; Insecta; Lepidoptera; Papilionidae. The record is from the annotation of a GenBank genome assembly.
AUGGCCGCCGCGCUGGCGCCGGACAACGCGCUCGGCAUCCGCGCCUUCGCCGACCUGCACGCCUGCAGCGACCUCGCGCUCUGCGCCGCGCGCUACGUGCACCGCAGAAGUGCGUGUAGCGUAUUAGAAACAGAGGAGUUCCUCGCUCUCGCUCCGGAAACAUUGGCGCAGCUGCUAGACAGCGAUCGCAUUAUGGUGCCAAACGAAGAAGUAGUUUUAGAUGCGGUUAUUCGGUGGAUGCAACAUAAUCCAGAUGAACGGCAGCAGCACCUGGGCGCGCUGCUGGAACACGUGCGGCUGCCGCUGCUGGCGCAGGACGUGCUGGUGGCGCGCGCAGCAGCCGAGCCGCUCGCCAGCGCUGGCCUGCGUGUUAAGGACUUGGUGAUAGAGGCGCUGUCGUUCCACCUGCUGCGGCCCGAGCGGCGCGCCGCCGCCGCCGCCGCAAGCGCGCGCGCGCGCCCGCGCCAGCCGCCGCGCGCGCCCAAGGUGCUGGUGGUGGUGGGCGGGCAGGCGCCGAAGGCCAUCCGCGAGGUGGAGGUGCUGCAGCUGGACGCCUCGCCGCCGCGCUGGCGCCGCGCCGCCGCGCUGCCAUCGCGCCGCUGCCGCGCCGGCCUGGCCGUCGUCGCCGGCAAGCUCUACGCCGUCGGCGGCUUCAACGGCACCCUGCGCGUGCGCAGCGUGGACAUCUACGACGCGGGCGCGGACGCCUGGGCGGCCGGGCCGCCGCUGUGCGCGCGCCGCUCCACGCUGGGCGUCGCCGUCAUCGGCAACGUCAUCUACGCCGUGGGCGGGUUCGACGGCGCGUCGGGCCUGGCGUCGGCCGAGGCGAUGGACGCGCGCGAGGGCGUGUGGCGGCCCAUCGCCGGCAUGAGCACGCGGCGCUCGAGCGUGGGCGUGGGCGUGCUGGGCGGGCGGCUGUACGCCGUGGGCGGCUACGACGGCGCCGCGCGCGCCUGCCUGCACACGGUGGAGCGCUACGAGCCCGCGGCCGACGCCUGGCAGCCCGUGGCCGAGAUGGGCGCGCGGCGCUCGGGCUGCGGCGUGGGCGUGGUGGAGGGCGCGCUGUACGCCGUGGGCGGCCACGACGGGCCCACGGUGCGGCGCUCGGUGGAGCGCUUCCGCGAGGGCGCGGGCUGGGCGCCGGCGCCGCCCAUGGCCAGCGCGCGCCGCAACGCCGGCGUCGUCACGCACGCCGCGCGCCUCUACGUGGUGGGCGGGGACGACGGCGCCGCCAACCUCCCCACUGUCGAGGUACGCGCCACGCACGCAUCCACAUCCACCGACACGACGCCCGUUCACCGUCCACACUUCGCCUGCACUCUGCACACGUAA